Sphaeramia orbicularis (orbiculate cardinalfish) is the source of this 2717-nucleotide messenger RNA. It is a transcript of the gene tfap2c, whose product is annotated as transcription factor AP-2 gamma (activating enhancer binding protein 2 gamma). The record is from RefSeq and is a predicted model, not a curated record. The coding region runs from base 68 to 1480 and encodes 470 amino acids. Gene Ontology annotation, biological process: regulation of cell population proliferation; anatomical structure development; regulation of transcription by RNA polymerase II. Gene Ontology annotation, cellular component: nucleus. The transcript is spliced from 8 exons. Gene Ontology annotation, molecular function: DNA-binding transcription factor activity, RNA polymerase II-specific; RNA polymerase II transcription regulatory region sequence-specific DNA binding. Lineage: Eukaryota; Metazoa; Chordata; Actinopteri; Kurtiformes; Apogonidae.
UUUUUUUUUUUUUUUUUUUGCUGUUACACUUCUUUUUUUGUAACGGGGACACUUCCUCUUGGCCAGAAUGUUGUGGAAAUUAGCAGACAACGUGAAAUAUGAGGAUGACUGUGAGGAAAGGCACGACGGCAACAGCAAUGGGAACCCGCGGCUGCCUCACCUGCCGGCGGUCAGUCAGCACCUCUACAGCCCGUCUCCCUCCCUCUCCCACUCGGCCAGUUCGGACUUCCAGCCCCCGUACUUCCCUCCUCCCUACCAGCCCAUCUCCUACCCGCAGUCCACCGACCCCUACUCUCACCUCGGAGACCCGUUCAACAUUAACUCCCUCCACCAGACGCAGUCGUCCAACCAGCAGCAGCCGUGGCCCGGCCGUCAGGGCCAGGACGGGCUCGGCGCACACGCGAGAGGCGGGUUGGCGAGUCAGAUCCUCGGCCUGGAAGGAGGCUCAUCCGGGGCGAGGAGAGAAGGUUUCCGGCGGCCGGAGCUGCUGCCUCCACAUGCGCACAGUCUAGACUCGUCGGUUAUCGGCGAUAAUAUGGGAAUGCACGACAUGGGCCACGGACUGGAAGACGUACAACAUGUAGAUGACCACAGUAUUAUCAUGGCAGAUCAGACGGUCAUAAAAAAAGUAUUAGGACUACGAGGUGGCAGGAACCUUGAUCGCUUACAGAGGACUUAUUAUCAGGGGGGCAUUCUUGCGGGACCUGUCACACUUCCCAAAGGAAACACGCUGGGUCUUCCCUUCCAGAAAGAGUCCCUCCUGGGUAUGGUUUCAAACCCCACAGAGGUGUUCUGCUCUGUACCCGGACGCCUUUCCUUGCUGAGCUCCACCUCCAAGUACAAGGUUACCGUUGCUGAAGUCCAGAGACGCCUGUCACCCCCAGAGUGCCUAAAUGCAUCGCUGUUGGGAGGAGUUUUACGCAGGGCCAAGUCAAAAAAUGGUGGCCGCUCUCUGAGAGAAAAGCUGGAUAAGAUUGGGCUCAACUUGCCGGCAGGAAGAAGGAAGGCAGCCAACGUCACCCUACUCACCUCACUAGUGGAAGGUGAAGCCGUUCAUUUAGCGAGAGACUUCGGCUACGUAUGUGAAACAGAGUUCCCUGCGAAGGCGAUUGCUGAAUACCUGGGCAGGCCUCACGUGGACCGCAAUGAAGUUAACUCUCGCAAGAACAUGCUCCUCGCCGCCAAACAAAUCUGCAAAGAGUUCACAGACCUGCUUACUCAGGACCGUUCACCUCUGGGAAACUCACGACCGGCGCCGAUCCUGGAGCCUGGAAUCCAAGGCUGCCUGACCCACUUCAGCCUCAUCACUCACGGCUUCGGCUCUCCGGCCAUCUGCGCUGCCAUGACCUCGCUUCAGAACUACUUGAACGAGGCACUCAAACAAGUGGACAAGAUGUACCUGAGCUCUGGUAGCGACACCCAGGGAUCCUCAGACAGUGGAAACAAAUCUACUGACAAAAUGGACAAGCACAGGAAAUGAGACAAGAAUCCUUAUGAACUUGAACCUCCCUACAGUCCCCUAAUCGUGCUGCCCCCUUUGCCCUUUUUGGGCUUUUAAAAAAAUAAUAUUAGUAUUGUCCCUUUGAGAGCUGAAUACUGUAUGUGUGUAUGUGAAUUCAUAUAAUAUUUUUUGAUAAGUUAAGGAUUUAUAAGAUUUUAUCACAGAUGGCCGCAGUAUAUGAGAAAUCAGCCUUUGUUGGCACCAGUUGUUAACGCCCAUUGAUUGGUCCUAAUGGGAGCCCACCCUGUGAAGGCAUAAUGCGCACCAUACCAUACUAACCACUGUGCAGCUCCAUACAGCUGCUAAUGUGCUGAUGCUACAAGCAUGGGACCUGUACACUGUUGACAAAAGGAGGAAAAGAACAAAGUGCAUCCUGUUUUUUUCUCCCUAGAGGACAUCAUUUCAAGAUGAGUUGCUGUGGCUGUGAAUUCCUCUGUUUUUUCCCCCCUCCUGCUCUGUCUGGAGGCAAAUCCACUGAUUUCCUGUGUCUCAAUGGACUUGCAAAGGACAGUUUUUAUAUGAGAAAGAGAGAGAAGAAAUCCACUUCAUUUUCCUAAUUUUUUUGUGCUUGAUUUGUACGACCACUUCAAAAUCACUCCAGUGUUAUUGUGCUUUGUUCAUGAGAGUUGAUUUGAAUCUUAUGUAGGUCUGAAUGAGAAACAACGAUUAUUGGUUUGUCAGUCUGUGUUUGGUCAGAAAACCAGAGACUUUAAAGUCAGUAUAAUAGAAGCCUCUUCAGUGUUCAUGUGGAUUACAGGCAUAGCAAUGCUCCAUUGUUACUCUCUUUAAGACCUGGCAGUGGAAACACAUUACUUUUUUGUGACCACUUUGGGUAUUUAUCAUUCUUAGUAUUUAAAAACCCCAAGUUGUCAUCGACCCACUAAACUGAUUAAGUCCUGCCAGCGUGUGUGUAUGUUGUGAGAAUGUGUAAAUGUAUAUAUUUCUUUCUUUGAAAAUGUUUUUAAUUAGACAUUAAAUUCCAAACAUAGAAUUUUAUCCAGUAUCUGGUUCUGGAUGUAAAUAUUUUCUAAUUUAUGUUGUAAUUUAAUGGGCUUCUGUAAAUAAUGGUAUCAUUCUGGUGUAUGGUUUAACUUUUUAUGAUGACGUGUUAAACUUUUAUAAAUGGGUUAGUUUUUUAUCAAGUAGAGGUUAGGAAGUGGGCAUGAUAUACAUUUUUGGAAAUAUGUUAAAAAAAACAAACAAAAAAAACAAAAAA